Molecule: messenger RNA, 639 nt
Organism: Marasmius oreades (fairy-ring Marasmius)
Lineage: Eukaryota; Fungi; Basidiomycota; Agaricomycetes; Agaricales; Marasmiaceae
Exons: 4
Coding region: 1-639 (212 amino acids)
Molecular function (GO): oxidoreductase activity
Source: RefSeq, a predicted model, not a curated record
AUGCACUGGCCUCAAGCAUUCACCACUGAGGGUAAAGUUCUGACACCCGACGAGUCUCCUACCUUUGUAGAGACCUGGAGUGUGAUGGAAAAGCUUGUAGAAUCCGGGAAAACGAAGAGCAUAGGGGUGUCAAAUUUUAGUGUCAAGACUCUGGAGAUUCUACUCAGACACGCGAAACUAAUACCCGUGGCCAACCAAGUUGAACUCCACCCAUGCCUUCCCCAGCACGCACUGUUGAAAUACUGUAUCUCUCGCGGCAUCCUGCUAACCGCGUACUCGCCUCUAGGAAAGUACAAGAUUGCAUCUGACCCGGAUAUCGUCGCAAUUGCUGACCGAAUGACAAUCGAGUAUGGUGAGGUCUCCCCUGCUCAAGUGAUGUUAAGCUGGGGCGUCCAGCGAGGAACCGCAGUGAUACCCAGAACACUUCAUGAAGAGCGAAUGAAGCAAAACAUGCGGCUGUUGACUCUUAGUGACGAAGAUAUGCACGUUCUCGACGGAUUGCACUUGAAGCCUGGUAUGCACCGCAGUGUCUGUGGAUUUCACUCUUCGGAUCUCGGCGGCUCGUGCUUUGGUUGGACUUAUGAUAUGCUUGGAUGGGAUAUGGUUGAAGGAGGUAUUAUGCGCGAUCUAACCGAUUAG